AUGUCUUCCAUUUCCCUCUUCCUCUGCAUCUCAUUUCUAGCGAUAACAUAUGCUUCCGACAUGUCGAUUAUAACCUACGACGAAACAAACGGCCAAUCGUUGCGCUCUCACGAUGAGAUGAUGUCCAUGUACGAAUCAUGGCUAGUAAAGCACGGAAAAUCAUACAACGGAUUGGGAGAAAAGGAGAAGAGGUUCGAGAUCUUUAAGGAUAAUUUAAGGUACAUAGAUGAGCAGAACAGCGUGGCAAAUCGGACCUAUAAACUGGGUCUGAACCGGUUCGCUGAUCUGAGCAAUGAGGAGUACCGGUCCAUGUAUUUGGGUACCAAAACCGACCAUACACGGCGGGUUUCGAAGAUGCAGAGUGAUCGGUAUACUCCGAAAGACGGAGACAGCUUACCGGAUUCCGUUGACUGGAGAGAGAAAGGCGCCGUUGCUCCGGUGAAAGAUCAAGGCAGCUGUGGGAGUUGCUGGGCAUUUUCGACUAUUGCUGCUGUGGAAGGAAUAAACAAGAUCGAGACUGGUUCUCUGAUCUCACUGUCGGAGCAAGAGCUGGUGGAUUGUGAUACAUCCUUCAAUGAAGGAUGUAAUGGUGGUCUAAUGGACUAUGCGUUUGAGUUUAUUAUUAAGAAUGGUGGCAUUGACACUGAAGAAGAUUAUCCCUACACAGGCAGGGAUGGGAAAUGCGACACAUACCGGAAAAAUGCCAAGGUUGUGUCCAUCAAUGGUUAUGAAGAUGUGACUCCAUACAAUGAGAAGGCAUUGCAGAAAGCAGUUGCAAACCAACCAGUUAGCGUUGCAGUCGAAGCUGGCGGGAUGGACUUCCAAUUAUAUGAAUCGGGUAUAUUCUCGGGGAAGUGUGGCGUUGAACUCGACCAUGGUGUGGCUGUUGUUGGAUAUGGAAGCGAAAACGGUGUUGAUUAUUGGAUAGUGAGGAACUCAUGGGGGCCGAGUUGGGGAGAGAAGGGAUACCUUAGAAUGCAGCGUAAUGUGGUUGCAAAAUCCGGUCUCUGUGGUAUUGCAGUAGAGCCAUCUUACCCAACAAAGACGGGCCAAAAUCCUCCCAAACCUCGUCCAUCUCCUCCAUCUCCGGUCAAACCACCCUCAGCUUGUGACGAAUACUCCGAGUGCCCUGCGAGCACUACCUGCUGCUGUGUCUAUGAACUUUAUGGUGGCGCCUGCUAUGUUUGGGGAUGCUGCCCUCUUGAGGGUGCCACCUGCUGUGAAGACCAAUCCAGUUGCUGCCCCCAUGAUUAUCCAGUGUGCAACGUUAGGGCAGGCACCUGUUUAGCGAGCAAGAACAACCCGCUUGGAGUGGAGGCAAUGAAGCGUAUUCUUGCCCAGCCAAUCGGGACUUUUGGGAGCGAAGGCAAGAGGAGCAGCUCUUGA
Messenger RNA from Fraxinus pennsylvanica, 1386 nucleotides. NCBI's taxonomy places the organism in Eukaryota, Viridiplantae, Streptophyta, Magnoliopsida, Lamiales, Oleaceae. The record is from the annotation of a GenBank genome assembly.